UUUUUUUUUAUUCUUUCUUUCUUUUUUAUCUUUUUUUUUUUUUUUUUAAAUCUCAUAAUGGCAACAAGCAUACAAAAGUCUCGACGUGUCAGUUUUGAUCUUGAACACAAUACCAUUCACGUUCUUCCUACUGAAAAACAAGUCAAAGAACAUGCUGAUAGAUUACGACGUGAAGCUUAUCAAAACCGAACUCUUAAUCAAGAACUUUUGGAUGAUUCUAUUAUUUCUGAAAUAGUUGCUUCUUGUAACUGUAACUCAAGACAAGAUGAAGGAAUAUGUUUAAAAAGUUGUUUGAAAAAACCUCCAACAAGAAGACAUAAAAGACAAAGACAACAACGUCGUAUUGAUGAUGAUGAUGAAUCGCGGAGAGUCAUCCAUGUCCAUUGAAUCUAUGGUUGUAAUAAUACAGUGAAUUUGUGUUUACCAUGGCUACUUCGGCUACUCUUUUUUUGGGUGAUGAACAAGAAAAAGAAACAAAAGAUUGGUUGAUGAAUGAUCCUAGUAGAUAUUAUUUAGAUGAUGAUUUUUUUACCCUUUUCCCCCCUUCUUUCUCCCCCCCCCCACUCUUCUUUAUAUAUUAUUAUUAUUAUUAUUAUUAUUAUUCACAAGAACAUUUACAUAUACAUAUACACAUAUGUCUCUUAUAGUAGUUAGUAUGUUUUUUUUUUUACCCCUCUUUCUCUCUCUUAUAUAUAUAUAUAUAUAUAUCUCCUCUU
This is a messenger RNA of Halteromyces radiatus, 716 nucleotides long. RefSeq lists its product as uncharacterized. The record is from RefSeq and is a predicted model, not a curated record. Bases 58 to 387 code for a protein of 109 amino acids. NCBI's taxonomy places the organism in Eukaryota, Fungi, Mucoromycota, Mucoromycetes, Mucorales, Cunninghamellaceae. The transcript has 3 exons.